This is a messenger RNA of Sclerotinia sclerotiorum 1980 UF-70, 159 nucleotides long. RefSeq lists its product with no specific name. The transcript has 2 exons. The record is from RefSeq and is a predicted model, not a curated record. Lineage: Eukaryota; Fungi; Ascomycota; Leotiomycetes; Helotiales; Sclerotiniaceae. Bases 1 to 159 code for a protein of 52 amino acids.
AUGGCCGGUCUUCUGAAUGAAAUUUGCUUUACAAAGGGGGGUUGGUCGACAGUAAGCGAAUCUGUGAGAUUGACCAAGAAUAGGAAUCGACUGGAUAGAAAGGGUGUCAAGAAUCGUCUCGAGUACGUCGCAUUCAACAAAACCAGAAAAUGUAUCUAG